AUGCCAAAAAAUAAAGGCAAGGGAGGCAAAAACAGACGCCGAGGCAAGAACGAGAAUGAAUCGGAGAAAAGAGAGUUGGUGUUUAAAGAGGAUGGACAGGAAUACGCGCAAGUAAUCAAGAUGUUGGGAAAUGGACGACUAGAAGCAAUGUGCUUUGAUGGUGUGCGGAGGUUAUGCCAUAUCAGGGGAAAGCUGAGGAAAAAGGUUUGGAUAAAUACCUCAGACAUUAUCUUGGUUGGUCUACGAGAUUAUCAAGACAACAAAGCUGAUGUGAUUUUAAAGUAUAAUGCAGAUGAAGCUAGAAGUCUGAAGGCGUAUGGAGAGCUGCCAGAACAUGCCAAAAUCAAUGAAACUGACACGUUUGGUCCUGGAGAUGAUGACGAAAUCCAGUUUGAUGAUAUCGGGGAUGAUGAUGAAGACAUUGAUGAUAUCUAA
This is a messenger RNA of Dipodomys ordii (Ord's kangaroo rat), 435 nucleotides long. Its product is annotated as eukaryotic translation initiation factor 1A. Lineage: Eukaryota; Metazoa; Chordata; Mammalia; Rodentia; Heteromyidae. Bases 1 to 435 code for a protein of 144 amino acids. The record is from RefSeq and is a predicted model, not a curated record. Gene Ontology annotation, molecular function: translation initiation factor activity; RNA binding. The transcript has a single exon. Gene Ontology annotation, cellular component: cytoplasm. Gene Ontology annotation, biological process: translational initiation.